Messenger RNA from Xiphophorus maculatus (southern platyfish), 1540 nucleotides. Its product is annotated as gastrula zinc finger protein XlCGF8.2DB-like. Gene Ontology annotation, molecular function: RNA polymerase II cis-regulatory region sequence-specific DNA binding; DNA-binding transcription factor activity, RNA polymerase II-specific. Bases 112 to 1269 code for a protein of 385 amino acids. NCBI's taxonomy places the organism in Eukaryota, Metazoa, Chordata, Actinopteri, Cyprinodontiformes, Poeciliidae. Gene Ontology annotation, biological process: central nervous system development; regulation of transcription by RNA polymerase II. Gene Ontology annotation, cellular component: nucleus. The transcript is spliced from 2 exons. The record is from RefSeq and is a predicted model, not a curated record.
AUCGCCAACGACAUAACGUUUAUAAGAAGCUAUGUGACCUGGAGAGGAGCUCCACUCUGGACCAGGAGGAGUUAGAACCUCUGCAGGGGAAACAAGAACAGGAAGAGCCAGAUGAUCAACAGAGAAAAGAAGAGCAGGAGGAUUCAUAUUAGAAUUCACACUGGUGAAAAGCCGUUUCCAUGUGUGAACUGUGGAAAAAGUUUUAGUCAUAAACAGAAUUUAACUCGGCACAUGAUGAUUCACACUGGUGAAAAGCCGUUUUCAUGUGUGAACUGUGGAAAAAGUUUUAGUCAUAAACAGAAUUUAACUCGGCACAUGAUGAUUCACACUGGUGAAAAGCCGUUUUCAUGUGGGAACUGUGGACAAAGUUUUAGUCAAAAGCAUCAUUUAACUCGGCACAUGAUGAUUCACACUGGUGAACAGCCAUUUUCAUGUGGGAACUGUGGACAAAGUUUUAGUCGAAAACAGAAUUUAACUCAGCACAUGAUGAUUCACACCGGUGAAAAACCGUUUUCAUGUGGGAACUGUGGACAGAGUUUCAGUCAAAAACAGACUUUAACUCGGCACAUGAUGAUUCACACUGGUGAAAAGCCGUUUCCAUGUGGGAACUGUGGACAAAGUUUUAGUCAAAAACAGGAUUUAACUUGGCACAUGAUGAUUCACACCGGUGAAAAGCCGUUUCCAUGUGGGAACUGUGGAAAAAGUUUUAGUCAUGAACAGAAUUUAACUCGGCACAUGAUGAUUCACACUGGUGAAAAGCCGUUUUCAUGUGGGAACUGUGGACAAAGUUUUAGUCGAAAACAGAAUUUAACUCAGCACAUGAUGAUUCACACUGGUGAAAAACCGUUUUCAUGUGGGAACUGUGGACAGAGUUUUAGUCAAAAACGGGCUUUAACUCAGCACAUGAUGAUUCACACUGGUGAAAAGCCGUUUUCAUGUGGGAACUGUGGACAAAGUUUUAGUCGAAAACAGAAUUUAACUCAGCACAUGAUGAUUCACACUGGUGAAAAACCGUUUUCAUGUGGGAACUGUGGACAGAGUUUUAGUCAAAAACGGGCUUUAACUCAGCACAUGAUGAUUCACACUGGUGAAAAGCCGUUUUCAUGUGGGAACUGUGGAAAAAGUUUUAGUCAAAAACAGAAUUUAACUUCGCACAUGAUGAUUCACACUGGUGAAAAGCCGUUUUCAUGUGGGAACUGUGGAAAAAGUUUUAGUCAUAAACAGAAUUUAACUCGGCACAUGAGGUGUCACAUAGGUGAAAAGCCGUAGAACUAUUUUCCAUAUUUGUCCUAUGUUGAGUUUCAUUAUAAAAGUCAUUUAGAUGAAAACUGGAGGGCUUUCUUGUUUAUAACGUGGGAAAAUGGUUUAAGUUUCUAAUUUGUUAAAUGUGAUAAUUUGGAUCUUGGCAUUUGGAUACUUAGAGAUGUACAAUAUGAAUUUGAAGUAUUGAUUUGCAUUAUUCUGUAUGGAAAGAAUGAGUGGGGUGAAUGAGGUUUACUUUAAUACAUUUUUAAUCCAAAAUAAAAUGUGCUGUUGUGCA